AGACAGGGCUAUACAUCCUUAUGUAGAGAUUUGAUGUGUUUGUACAUAUUGAUCAGUAAACACAGCGUGUUGGCUUUACAUGCGUGUCACUGACGCUCACGUCCGUGGUGAUGGAAUAUAGCAUCAGAGGAGUUCUAUGCGGAGCAGAGCCCAUUGGCCAGCUUUUAUGCGAGAGCAAGGGUACGUCGACCUGAAUGCAGUGCUUGUCGGGCAGCCGCUCUCCCUGGCUGUCCUCAUCCCUCUCCGCUCCUCUCCUCCUCCUCCACGGUGGUAAUCCUUGCUGACACAACGCACAAAGGACUAAAUGCUGGUCGCAUCCUCCAGCAGCAGGGCUCUCUCCUCUUCCUCCUCCAGCUCUGAUCCUUUACAGCCAGGCGGCUCGCCUGUACAACAGGACGCUGUUUCUGUACGACUGCUUGUAUAUCAUAUCUCUGGAAUACCGGCCUGGCUGCCGUCCUCCUCCACCCCCUGUAUCCCCUCCUCCUCCUCCUCCUCCUCCUCCUCCGGUUCAUUCAGGGAGUGCAUCAGAACAGGGCUUCAUCCCUGAGGAGACGUUUUUUUAUCUCGCUGGAGCUGGUGGGACCACUGGUAGCUUUUUUCACCAUCUGAUGCGUUUAUGUAGCAGGAGGUAGGAGCUGCUUCCUCUCCUUCCCUGAUUUUUUUGCUCUCUCUAUUCACCCUACUGCACAUCACUAUACCAACAGUCACCCCUGAUCUGUUCCCGGAAACACCCCUGGUGCCGUCCCUGACCGCAAUAUCGUCGGCACGAGCCAGCUCCGUCCCUCAAAAGCCCCGGAGGCGCAGCAGCAGCGGGAGUAACAGCGCUGCCACGCCCCGGGCUUUGCGCUCAGCCUCCAGGCCAGCCCCCAGCAGAGGCAGCAUGGAGGUGGGCAUGCGCGUGGUGCGUGGCCUUGACUGGAAAUGGGGAAACCAGGAUGACGGCGAGGGCCACGUGGGCACUGUGGUGGAAAUCGGGCGGCAGGGCAGCACUACCACACCAGACAAGACGGUGGUGGUGCAGUGGGACAGCGGCACACGAACCAACUACCGCACUGGCUACCAGGGUUCCUAUGAUCUGCUGCUUUUUGAUAACGCUCAAAUCGGCGUGCGUCACUCCAACAUCAUCUGUGACAGCUGCAAGAAGCAUGGCAUCAUGGGAAUGCGAUGGAAGUGCAAGGUGUGCUUCGACUAUGACUUGUGCACCCAAUGUUACAUGAACAACAAGCACGACCUGAACCACGCUUUCGAGCGCUACGAGACGGCACACUCCCAGCCAGUGAGCUUGGCACCGAGGCAGAACCUCCCGCGGAUCAUCCUCAAGGGAAUCUUCCAGGGGGUUAAAGUGGUUCGUGGACCUGACUGGGACUGGGGCAACCAAGACGGCGGGGAGGGUAAGGUUGGGAAGGUAGUGGACAUUCGCGGCUGGGACACAGAGUCUGGUCGCAGCGUGGCCAGCGUCACCUGGUCUAAUGGCACCACCAAUGUCUACCGAAUGGGCCACAAGGGCAAGGUAGACCUCAAAUACGUGUCUGACGGCCAAGGAGGCUUCUACUACAAAGACCACCUACCAAGGCUUGGAGAGCACGCGGAGCUGCAGCGCCAGGAGAGCGCUGAAGGCCACUCCUUCCAGCAGGGCGACAAGGUCAAAUGUCUCUUGGAGAUGGAGAUCCUGCGACAGAUGCAGGAGGGCCACGGAGGAUGGAACCCCAAAAUGGCUGAGUACAUUUGCCGGAUCGGGACUGUUCAUAGAAUCACUGACCGAGGAGAUGUGAGAGUCCAGUACAGCAACAACAUCCGCUGGACUUUCCAUCCUGGGGCCCUCACCAAGGUGAACACUUUUGGAGUUGGCGAACUAGUGAGAGUGUUGGAGGACAUCGAGAGUGUGAAGAGAUUGCAGGCUGGCCAUGGAGAGUGGACAGACAGCAUGGCUCCUGUGCUUGGCCAGGCCGGGAAGGUGUUGAAAGUAUAUGCGGAUGGUGACCUACGGGUGGCGUUUGGGGGUCAGACGUGGACGUUCAACCCGGCGUGCCUCUCUUCCCAGUCUGUGGAGGUGGACGCCAACCUCAUGACAGCCGAGAACCCUAACGAAUCUGGAAGUACUGUCAUCUCAGUGUUGGAGAAGCUGCUGUCUCAGUCCACAGAGCAGGACAAUCCCAGCCGGCUGGUCAUUGAGGCAGCACACGGCAGUGCCAGCAAAGUGCGGGAGUUGGUGCAGAAGUAUCCUGACAAGGUGGAUAUAAAGAACCAGGGCAAGACUGCACUGCAGGUCGCUGCUCACCAGGGCCACAUGGAGGUGGUGAAGGCUCUGCUGCAGGCCAACAGCUCUAUAGAGGUCAAGGAUGAAGAUGGAGACACUUCGUUGCAUUACACUGCCUUUGGUAAUCAGGCAGAGAUCACACGGCUGCUGUUGAGCAAGGGGGCAAACGUCAACCUACUGAACAACUCCAUGUGCACGGCGCUCCACAUCGCCGUCAACAAGGGCUUCACCGACGUGGUGCGAGUGCUGACCGAAUAUUCGGCUGACGUCAAUCUCCAGGAUUCAUACGGGGACACGCCGCUCCAUGACGCCAUCGCAAAAGAUUUCCGCAACAUCAUUGAGAUCCUGGUCUUGGUGCCCAGCAUUGACUUCACACAGCAGAACAACCGAGGCUUCAACCUGUUGCAUCACGCCGCCCUCAAAGGAAACAAACUCGCCACAGAGAAGAUCUUGGCCAGAGCGCGGCAGCUGGUGGACGUUAAGAAGGAGGACGGCUUCUCUGCGCUGCAUCUGGCCUCCCUCAACAACCACCGGGACGUCGCCGAGAUCCUCGUCAAGGAGGGACGCUGCGAUAUCAACAUCCGCAACAACCGGAACCAGACGCCGCUGCAGCUGGCGGUGACGCAGGGCCACACCGACCUGGUGCAGAUGCUGGUGACCGAGGGCGCCGACGUCAACAUGGAGGACGAGGACGGCGACACGGCCAUGCACGUUGCCCUCCUCCGCCCGCAGCUGGCCAACGUUAUGCUCAGCCCCGCCGUGGGAACCAGCAGCACCGAGGAGAGCGGCGAGGGAUGCUCCUCCACAUCGCUCUACUGCAGGCUGAGUGCUUCAGGUCUUCUGGGGAAUACCGAGCUGAGUGUUGGCGCAGCUAUCGCUUGUUUCCUAGCGCAGGAAGGGUCUGACAUCAACUACGCCAACCACAAGGGAAAGAGUCCCCUGGACCUGGUGGCAGACAGCGGCAUGCUGCAGCUCAUCAAGAGCUUCUCUGAGAAACACAGGUUGCAGCGUCUGCAGGCCAUCACAUCUGGGCAGGGCCUGAGCAGCGCCAGCCUGCGGCGGGUCCACACUACACCCAACACCAUGACCAACCUGGUUCUUCCCACGCCGCCGGGGCCCAGCGAAUGCCUCAUCUGCUCCGAGCUGGCUCUGCUGGUUCUCUUCUGCCCUUGCCAGCACAGCGUGGCCUGUGAAGAGUGUGCCCAUCGAAUGAAGAAAUGCAUCAAAUGCCAAGUAACAAUCACCAAGAAAAUUAGGCAAGACCAAACGGAGGUGGACUGCAGCCCCGGCACCGAGAACUCGGAGCAGCACAACCUGCUGGAGCAGCUGCAGUCUCGCUACCGCCAGAUGGAGGAGCGGAUCACCUGCCCCAUCUGCAUCGACAACCACAUCAAGCUGGUCUUCCAGUGCGGACACGCCUCCUGCAUCGACUGCAGCGCCGCGCUCAAGACCUGCCCCAUCUGCCGGCAGACCAUCCGAGAGCGCAUCCAGUUAUUCGUCUGAGCUCCUCUGUCCUCUCAGCUCUUAACGACCCAAAGAGGAUGUCGGAUGGAGAGAAGUGGUGGUGGGAGGGGGCAGCUGUUACCUUUUUGAAGACCCAGUGACCCAUAUCUGCCUGUCGCACCCUCCUGCUCAUCCCUCACCUCACCUGAUCGAAUGCUCACUCAGCCCAUAGGUUGCUUUAAGCUGUUACAUCGCUGAGAGUCCACUGUUUGUUACAUUUUGAGUAGUUUCCUCUCGAACAGCGCAGGCAGGAACAUCUCCAUAACUUUACCUUCAUUUUUUUGGCGUCAGAACUGAUGUUCCGCCGAGCCCGACGAGAUGGGGCGAGGUAAAGAUGUGAGGCGAUGCUGCCCCUUCUUUGAGUACUUUGAUUGGUAAUCUAGGAGAAAAAGGUCCUUCACUUAUUGUUUUCCUCCCUCCCGCCCAGCCUCCACCUCCUGUAAUCUGUCCUAUCUUUGCUGCUUUAAGUGGAUGUCUGUUACCCAUCAUCCUCUCUGGCUGUCUGGCCUCCUUUGUUUACAAGGCUGCGCAGAAUCAGUCCCCGUCUUCUCGCCUGUCCUGUGAGUUACGUUUGCUCUCAUUUGUACCGAUCUCUUAAUAAUCAGUGUUAGUCUCUGCAGAGGGAGUUGGUAUAACUAAAGGCUCUCUAUAUAGUCCCCAACCACUCGCCUGUAUGCAAGGGGAAAUACACACUAUAUAUGCAUGAAUAUAUGCAUAUUGUAAAGCUGAAAAUGACUGUGUCGUCAUGGGUGAUUUGUCGUUGUUGUUGUUUUAUUUCUCUCUGGUUACAUUUGUGGUUUUUAAUGUACCGAUCAGUACAGGUUUUUAUUUAUGUGUGAAAGGUGGUAUUACUUAGUAAUGUCCUUUUUUCAGUUGGUGUUUGCUUGGCAAAAAUUUGUUUUUGUUUCUACUGAACUUCACCCCAAGCCUAUGUCCUCUACUCAGGGUAUCAAAUCAUUGAAAGCACUUGUGAUAUCCAUAACAGGUUAAAGAGCCCGCCCCCCCUACCGCACCCACCAUUACAGAGCUACAGUGUGUCGGAUCAUUUUAACGGGGGUCGCUAAAAGAAAAGGUCAUAAAGUUGUGCAUUCUCAAAAUUCACUUCAAAAUGUCAUUCUCAUUAGUGAAAUGAAUGUUUGCAGAAGAGUUUCUGCAACAAAACUGACAUUUUCCUCCAAAAAAAAAGCAAAACAAAAGGUUUGUGAAGCAUACCAGAAGCACCAGUCAGCUUUAAAGCAUUGUGUUGGCCUGCCUGUUUGUUCCUGAAGACCGCAGUCUGUCUGGUGUAGAGACCCCAACAAGCAGCGAAUACUCGUGCUUUGUUAUAAUUCAUCCACCAGAUAUAUUAUACGAUAUAGAAUCAGAAGGGCAAAAACGUGACAUAGUUGUGUUGCACCUCUAGUUCAACGUCUACCCUCCCCUUUCUCCUCUGGAGUUCUGGAUUGUACAUCAUCUUCAUCCUUUCUAAUGUUUUGGUGUGUUUUCUUGAAGGGCUUAUGCAUAUAAGAAAAAAAAAUCCUAUCUAUUUUAAUCGUUAUUUAAUUUUUAUUUUCUAUAUAAACUUCCAGAGACAGGAGUUUUUUUUGUCUUCAUUAGAUCCCAAAUUUUGGGAGAGCCAAUGUUAAAGAUGUACAUUUGAAUGUCGGGGAAGAAAAAUGUAUCCUGUCUCACUCUGCCUUUUUUAUGUGUAAAGAAAAAAAAGAUGUAAGAGAAGGAGCUAGAGAGACUGAGACGUGUUUACCGCGAGUUUUACUUUGAGGAAAGAACUUUUACAUCUGUGCCAAAUCGCAUGAGGAUGUGCAUGGGCAUGCACGCCCGAAUUUAUCUAGACGCACUAUGCUAAACCCCUCCGAGCUCAAGUGAGGGUUCAAUUAUUCCAGCAGUGUGAAGUAAAAGCAAACGUUCAUAUUUUAUUAUGUUCAAAAUAAGAAGUGUUAUCUCAGCAGUUAGAAGUUGAGCUAAUGGUGUUAGCCUCCUGACUUUAGCUGUAGUGCUCUGAACCUCCUCAUGUUCUCAAAGACAAAAUUACCAGUCCCAUAUUGUUUGGAGCUUUUUACGAGUAUAUAUAUUUAUAUUUUGUGAGACAUUAUCAAUCAAGAGACAAGUUUCAUACAGAAAUUUCGACAUUUUAAGGAUUGUCCAUUGGUGUUUUAAGUUGAUGGGUUUACAGGCAAAGGCAAUAAUGUUUUAGAAAAACGGGGAAGAUGUUUGAGUUCUUUCUUUUUCUCCCCCUUGAGGAGGUCGCUGUGAGGGCGGGAAACAAUUUAUGUAUAAAAACACAAAAUGUUACUAUUGGUGUUUGUACAGUUCAGCUCUUGGAGUUCUGAUGUUGGCCUUACUGUCCAUUCCUCCUCUGUUGAUGUUUUUUCAGUUGUAUUCUGUACAAAAAUAUUUUGCAAUAAAUAUGAAACGGUUUUCUAAGGA
Molecule: messenger RNA, 6184 nt
Organism: Sebastes umbrosus (honeycomb rockfish)
Lineage: Eukaryota; Metazoa; Chordata; Actinopteri; Perciformes; Sebastidae
Gene: mib2
Product: MIB E3 ubiquitin protein ligase 2
Exons: 19
Coding region: 881-3760 (959 amino acids)
Biological process (GO): protein ubiquitination
Cellular component (GO): cytoplasm
Molecular function (GO): zinc ion binding; protein binding; ubiquitin-protein transferase activity
Source: RefSeq, a predicted model, not a curated record